GCAGAGGCGAACGCUUCGAGACCAGCUGUUGCAGGCUGCGGUUGUUCACAGUGGCACGGCGCGAUGCUGAAACGGAAGGGGACAGCUAAAGUAGACUUUUUGAAGAAGAUUGAAAGGGAAAUCCAGCAGAAAUGGAAAGAUGAGAGAGCAUUUGAGGUUAAUGCAACAGAUGCUGCAAAUCAGAAGAGCAAUGGCAAAUACUUUGUCUCCUUUCCAUAUCCAUACAUGAAUGGCCGGCUUCACUUGGGACACACAUUUUCUUUAUCAAAAUGCGAGUUUGCUGUUGGCUAUCAGAGGCUAAAAGGAAAAAUCUGCCUAUUCCCAUUUGGACUGCACUGCACUGGCAUGCCCAUUAAGGCAUGUGCAGAUAAGCUGAAAAGAGAAAUGGAGCUGUAUGGCUGUCCCCCAGAUUUCCCUGAUGAAGAGGAGGAGGAGGAAGAGGAGGAAGAAGCAAAGUGGGAUGAAGUGGUCAUUAAAGACAAAGCUAAAGCCAAAAAGAGUAAAGCUGCUGCUAAGACUGGGUUUUCAAAAUACCAGUGGGGAAUCAUGAAGUCUUUGGGCCUCUCUGAUGAAGAAACAAUGAAGUUUUCAGAGGCUGAACAUUGGCUUGAUUACUUCCCUCCUCUGGCUAUUCAAGAUUUAAAGAGUAUGGGACUGAAGGUAGAUUGGAGACGCUCCUUCAUCACCACUGAUGUUAACCCCUAUUAUGAUUCUUUUGUACGAUGGCAAUUUCUAACCCUGAAAGAAACAAAUAAAAUCAAAUUUGGCAAACGAUACACUAUUUAUUCACCAAAAGAUGGGCAGCCAUGCAUGGAUCAUGACAGACAAACAGGGGAGGGUGUUGGACCUCAAGAAUACACUUUAAUUAAAAUGAAGGUAGUAGAACCCUAUCCUGUGAAAUUAAGUGGCCUUAAGGGAAAGAAUAUCUUCUUGGUUGCUGCUACUCUCAGACCAGAGACUGUGUUUGGGCAGACUAAUUGUUGGGUUCGCCCUGAUAUGAAGUACAUUGGAUUUGAGACUGUGAAUGGGGAUAUUUUUAUUUGCACACAGCAAGCUGCCAGGAACAUGUCUUAUCAAGGUUUUACAAAAACCAAUGGAGUAGUACCUGUUGUGAAGGAGCUUAUGGGAGAGGAGAUUCUUGGAGCUGCGCUGUCAUCUCCUUUAACAUGCUACAAAGUCAUCUAUGCUCUUCCAAUGCUGACUAUUAAGGAAGAUAAAGGCACUGGAAUCGUUAUGAGUGUCCCAUCUGAUUCCCCAGAUGAUGCUGCAGCCUUCAGAGACAUAAAGAAGAAACAGGCAUUCCGAGCCAAGUAUGGCAUCAAAGAUGAAAUGGUCCUGCCAUUUGAACCAGUGCCCAUCAUUGAGGUCCCUGGCUACAGCAACCUUUCUGCUCCGCUGAUCUGUGAUGAGCUGAAAAUCCAGAGUCAAAAUGACAGAGAAAAGCUGGCAGAAGCCAAGGAGAGACUAUACCUGAAAGGAUUUUAUGAGGGAGUAAUGUUGGUGGAUGGAUUCAAAGGCCAGAAAAUCCAGGAUGUCAAGAAACUCAUUCAGAAGAUGAUGGUAGACAAUAGUGAAGCAAUUAUUUAUAUGGAGCCAGAGAAGCAAGUUAUAUCUAGAUCUGCAGAUGAGUGUGUGGUGGCUCUCUGCGACCAGUGGUACUUGGACUAUGGUGAAGAAAAUUGGAAGCAACGGGCUUUUGAAUGUUUGAAGAUGCUCGAGACAUUUUGUGAAGAAACAAGAAGAAAUUUUGAAGCCUCUCUAAACUGGUUGCAGGAACAUGCCUGUUCAAGGACAUAUGGCUUAGGAACUCGAUUGCCUUGGGAUGAGCAGUGGUUGAUAGAGUCUCUCUCUGACUCUACUAUCUACAUGGCUUACUAUACAGUUGCUCAUCUACUGCAAGGAGACAAUCUCCGUGGACAAGGAGAGUCCCCAUUAAAGAUUAGACCAAAUCAGAUGUCGAAAGAAGUUUGGGACUACAUCUUCUUUAAGAAUGCUCCAUUCCCUGCAACAAAAAUCCCGAAGGAAGCGCUGGAUAAACUAAAGCAAGAGUUUGAGUUUUGGUAUCCUGUGGAUCUGCGAGCUUCUGGCAAGGACCUUGUUCCAAAUCACUUGUCCUACUAUCUCUAUAACCACGUGGCCAUGUGGCCAGAUCAAAGAGAAAAAUGGCCUCUAGCUGUGAGAGCAAAUGGACAUCUCCUUCUGAAUUCAGAGAAGAUGUCUAAAUCUACGGGCAACUUUCUCACGCUGCAUCAAACAGUUGAGAAGUUUUCUGCUGAUGGUAUGCGGUUGGCAUUGGCUGAUGCAGGCGAUACUGUUGAAGAUGCAAACUUUGUGGAAGCCAUGGCAGAUGCUGGCAUGCUCAGACUAUACACUUGGGUGGAAUGGGUGAAGGAAAUGCUUGCUAACUGGGACAGCCUAAGAAGUGGGCCUGCUGCUACCUUCAAUGACAGAGUCUUUGCCAGUGAAAUGAACACUGGCAUAAUCAAGACAGAUCAAAACUACGAGAAGAUGAUGUUCAAGGAAGCCCUGAAAACUGGCUUCUUUGAGUUUCAGGCAGCAAAAGACAAGUACCGCGAACUAGCUAUUGAAGGAAUGCACAGAGACUUGGUGCUCCAGUUCAUUGAAUCUCAGACACUCCUGUUAGCUCCAAUCUGCCCUCAUGUGUGUGAAUACAUUUGGCAACUGUUGGACAAGACGGACUCCAUCAUGAAAGCCUCCUGGCCAGUGCCUGGCCCUGUGGAUGAAAUAUUGAUCCACUCUUCCCAGUACCUCACAGAAGUUGCUCAUGACCUUCGUGUGCGUCUCAAAAACUAUCUGGCACCAGCAAAAGGAAAGAAGGGCAAUAAAGAAGCUCCCCAGAAGCCGUCACAUUGCACCAUUUAUGUGGCCAAGAACUACCCACCGUGGCAACACACCACGCUUUCCAUUCUGCAGAAGCACUACCAGGCCAAUGGAGGAGAACUACCAGACAACAAAAUAAUUGCCAGUGAACUCGGGUCCUUGCCAGGACUGAAGAAAUACAUGAAAAAGGUUAUGCCUUUUGUUGCCAUGAUCAAGGAGAAUCUAGAGAAGAAAGGCCCACGCGUUCUUGAUCUGGAGCUGGAGUUUGAUGAACGGGCUGUACUCAUGGAAAACAUCGUCUACCUGACAAAUUCCUUGGAGCUGGAGCAUAUAGAGUUGAAGUUUGCUUCCGAAGGAGAUGAGAAAAUCAAAGAAGACUGCUGUCCUGGAAAACCAUUUUGCACGUUCAGAGUGGAACCUGGUGUGCCUAUAUUUCUGGUCAAUCCACAGCCAGCAAAUGGCCACUUCUCUACAAAAAUUGAGGUCAGGCAAGGAGAUGGUCGAGAUGCAAUAAUCAGACGCUUGAUGAAGAUAGACAGAGGGAUCAAAGAUCUUUCCAAAGUGAAGCUGAUGAGGUUUGAUGACCCCCUCUUGGGACCUCGUCGUGUUCCUGUGCUUGGAAAAGAAGAUGCUGAGAAGACUCCCAUUUUAGACCAAGCUGUCUUUCACAUAGACCUAGCUGGCAAGCAGGUUCGCCUCACUGAGAAUGGGCGAACAACAGAUAUUGGGGAUACACUAGUCUAUGUUGUUAAUUAGGACUGGGACAGAGCUGCAUUGAUCACUGAUGAAUCUUCAGGUGACAUGGAAGAGUUUUUGGAAGAGUUUUGAAAGCAGUAGAGGACCGCAGCGAGUUUAAUGGCUGGGUGUAAAAAAAAAAUCCAUACAGAUUAAGCUCCUUCAAUAUUUAAGUAUGGGUAUAAUAAACAUUUUUUCCAUCCCUGUGGCAUUUAAAAAAUUAUCUUUGUAACUAAAACCAAGAAAGAAAUUUUUCAUACAUUUUAAAAUGUGUAUGUGCAUGCGUGCGGGUAUAUAGCGUCCACUGCAUACAGGAGGCAAUAUAGCACUUCCGUUUCUUUAUCUUUCUGGACUUUGGUUGAGGAUGCCAGGAAAUUCACUGCUGCAAGAUGGUGAAGCCAUACUAUCCCUUCCAGGGGUUACCUAAGUUUACUGAGGAGCCUCUUCAGCAGGGGUAUCUAUAGCUGUUGCUUGCCUUCAAAACUAAAGUGUAUUGGAAGUACAGUCAUGGUCCCUGCUGCGACCUGAUGAAGUAUCAUCCAUACUCAAAGCAAAGUGCGGUCAGAGGAAAGCAGCGGAGAGACCCAUGUUUCCCCUGAGUUGGUAGAACAGAAGCUUUUGGGAGUCAGAGUUCCAUUCUUCAGAUACAUAGAAGGGAGCUUUGAAUCUUGAAAGCAUAGAGCCUGGAAAUCUUUUUCAUCUCGUAAGGUGCUACUGGACUCGUUUCUAACUGUUCUACUGCAGACCUGCAUGGCUACCUUCUGAAAUUGAGUUGGUAGGGCAAUCUCUCCCUUUCCAGCACAAUAUGACUUAGAUAUGACUGUGUCAAAACCUGUCUUCCAGCUAUCUGCUACUAUUAGUACCAGCAGAAGAGCAGAGACUCUGGGCACUGUCUUUCUCCCUUUCCUGUUGCACUCAGCUCAAAAUGAAGCUCUAAGCCUGGAACUGGAUAAGUAAUGAUUCUAGGUUAUGAAUGAAAAGGGAAGGACAAUUGUGCUGCCAUUUUGGAAAAGUGAUGGUAAAGGAGCUGGAACUUGGCUGUCAUCAACAUAACCAUGUGGGGGGGUCUCUCAUUAACUCACAGUCACACACAUGCGCCAAAAGGUGUUUGUUGUAGCAAGCUAGAAUCCCUUCAAAAGAAAAAAAAGUGAUAUUAGCUGUCAUAGGCCAGAGUUUACUCCCUCAGCUAUAUUAUAUAAAUUCUAAAACCAGAUUUUGUAUUAUU
Molecule: messenger RNA, 4801 nt
Organism: Gekko japonicus
Lineage: Eukaryota; Metazoa; Chordata; Lepidosauria; Squamata; Gekkonidae
Gene: LARS1
Product: leucyl-tRNA synthetase
Exons: 32
Coding region: 64-3597 (1177 amino acids)
Biological process (GO): leucyl-tRNA aminoacylation
Molecular function (GO): leucine-tRNA ligase activity; aminoacyl-tRNA deacylase activity; ATP binding
Source: RefSeq, a predicted model, not a curated record